Biomphalaria glabrata is the source of this 4368-nucleotide messenger RNA. Its product is annotated as protein SON-like. The record is from RefSeq and is a predicted model, not a curated record. The coding region runs from base 516 to 3191 and encodes 891 amino acids. Gene Ontology annotation, biological process: regulation of cell cycle; regulation of mRNA splicing, via spliceosome. Gene Ontology annotation, molecular function: RNA binding. The transcript is spliced from 15 exons. Lineage: Eukaryota; Metazoa; Mollusca; Gastropoda; Planorbidae.
AAGAUCUGGUCUACAUAAAUUGAUAAAUAAAUCUGUAUUAUUCUGUAUAAUAAAUUAAUAUGUCUGCAUCUUAAUACGUUUUUUAUACAACACUACAUUGAAUCAAAGCUUUUAUUCUAGAUCUAGAAAUCAUAGUCUAUAUGAAAUUACCAAAUAGACCUAGAUCUAGAUAGUCUAUUGAAUAUAGCCUUUUACUAGAUUCUAGAUUAAAUUUUUAAGUAAAUUAUUAUUAUAGUUUAUACUAAAUUAUACUAUAACUAUUCUAUUAUAGUUUAGAAUAAUUUAAUUUAGAUUAGACUAAUUAGACUAUCAAUAGUAUCAACUAUCAUUAGACUAAGACUUCAUUAGACACUCAGUCUCAGGACUCAGAGUCUCAGUCACUCACUCACUGUAAAUGUUACAGAUGAGAAAGUUCUAAUGAAAUCCAUUCAGUAAAAUAUGUAGACCAGGUUUACGUAAUUGUCAAUGCUCUAAAAAGUCAAUACAGUAACAUAUGAAGAGCAGAUUUGAAAGAAAUGGCCAAUCCUAACCUACAGGAAAUACCUCUACCCCCUAUGGAGCACAAGGCUAAAAGCAAGUCCCCUUUAAAGGAUGAGUUAAUAAAGUCUCAUAAAAAGACAGCUAAAGAAAUGCUACAAGAAGCUCUUAAAGAUCACAAGCUUUCCUCUGCUAGCUCUAAAGAACAUUUGGGUAAAUCAAUAACUGCACUAGGCGGUAAUUUUGCCAACACAUCACAGCAGCCAACAGUCUCAUCGCAAAGCAUUGUAGACGAGCUUUUUAAAGACUUUAUAUCACAAAAAUUUGGUGGUGCCUCAAAAGACAACGACACAAGCGGCAGGGUAUCAAAAACAUCCUCUGUGGAUGACAAAAUCAGUCAAAUCCUAGACAUGGAAAUCAGUUCUAUUAAAUCAAAGACAUUGACUUUAGACGAAACAGGAGCUAAUGAGAAACUGAGAAUGUUAAGUGAUUCUGUGAAGUCCACAAUCACUAGUAAAAAAGACAAAAUUGGACAAGAAGGGGAGCAGUCAUUGUUAAAAGAAAGCAGCACAAAACAAAGUGGGUCAACGUAUACAGUUAAAUCUGCCAGCGUUGGUAAAGACGACUUACCCACUACUUCACUGGCAUGCCAUUCAGAGCCAGAGACCAGUGACUCUGUUGACUCUAAACCAGAAGCUAAUCAAACCGAUAAGAAGGGUACUGAUGCAUCUCUCCCACUUUAUAGUAACAUGCUGCCAUUGGCUGUAGCCAAAAAACUCGGUGCCCCCAAGCUGUUAAAAAUGAAACUCAGUUCUGAGAGCCUUUCUCUUAUUAAAUCUACUGACCAUGUGGAUAAAGGGGAUCAAUUGUGGGAGGAAGGUGAGGUUUGUUCCUCCCACAGUGAUAAAUCUGAUCAAGACAUCUCCGAUGAUGAUUCCAAAGAUGCACCAUCUGAGACUGGCUCCAUUGCCUCUAGUGGGGCUCAUUCUGAAUCUCAUGGCUCAAAACAUAAGAAGAAACGGAAACACAAACACAAGAAGAAGAAGAAAAAGUCCAAAGACAAGGGUAAAGAACAUAGCAGUUCUUUCAGAGAACACAGCAGUAGGUCCAGAGAUCCAGAGGCAGAAGACUCAACAAUGUACAGAGAGCGAAAACAUUCACGGGAGAUUUCAUCAGAGAGAGAAGACUUGAAGAGGAGAAAGAGCGGGGAAAAAUACAGGAAGAGGAAGAAAUCUCAUUCCAGAUCAAGGACACCGAAGAAACACAGAAAAUCAAGGUCACAUUCUAGGUCAAGAUCCCCCAGUAAAAGAAAAGAUAGCACAGAUUCUGAAAGAUACCUGUAUAGUGAAUGGGAUGCCAGAAACUACAGUGAGACCUCCAAUCUUCAUGCCAGAUUGAAUGAACCCUCUUCUGAAAGACAUAAAAGGUCUAGAGAUCGUAGUAAAUCAGCCGAGAGAGAGCAACGUCUUCAGAUAGAUAAAGCCAAACUUAGAAGAAUAGCCAUAGCCAAUGCACUACAAAAUAUGAAAAGUGGACAAGGACCCCGAGUUGACCUUACAUUAGUGAAGAGUGGUGGGAAAUCAGUGGAGGAGUUAACAGAGUUCUGUAAAAAAAUUUCCUCCAAAAGUAAAGACAAAGAAGAAAGUGAUUCAGAUGAUCUUAGUGACCUAAACGAGGCAAAGUUAAGUGAUGAUGAAGACAGGCUUAUACACCAUCCUUUUAAAGUCCGAGAGCCAGCUUCUAAUAAUAUCAUCAUGAACAUAAGGAAUGCAAAGCAACUUCCUGUGCUGACGCCCUCAGAAAAGCAAGCCCAGCAGGCAUCUUUGAGAUUAACAUUUCCUGUCUCAAGCGGUUCCCAUCAUCGGGCUAGUGAGUCAGAGUGGGUGCCCGUUGAGAAACCCCCACCUCCUGUUGCCGUCAGAAAUCCAGUUCAGCCACAGGUUGCUAGUGUAGAACCUCCGGCAGUUAACCCAAAGAAAUCUGAAAGCAUUUUCCCAGAUGUAUCUGAAGGACAGAAACUUGACAUCAGUACUAUUAUAACGGAAAGACUGCAAGCGGUAAGGAAACUACAAGAAAAUCCUUAUGAUGUGCAGGCCCUCAACAAAAUGCACAAGGUCCAAGAACAGGCUAGCAAGUGGGCAAUAUCCAAACACCUGCCAGGCCAAUUUAUGGGCAGCACGGGUGCACAUGUACUUUCACAAGAGGAACUUAUUGGGGACAAGAAACGCCAGGCUUGGGCCAGAAAGACUCAGCUGAUGCAUGCUGCUCCUGUCACUGGAGGCAUUGGAAUGUUCCUCUUACAGAAGAUGGGCUGGAAACAAGGGGAGGGCCUGGGUAAGAACAACGAAGGCAAUAAGGAGCCACUUCUUCUGGACAUUAAGAUAGACAGAAAAGGCCUAACUGCAGCAGCUGAAAAUCCCAAGCAGCAGAAAGUACAGAUGUCCCAUGCAGCUAGAGCUAAGGAUCUGUCUAAUAAACAUCCAGUUUCUGCUUUAAUGGAAUUGUGCAACAGAAGACGUUGGGGGCCACCAAUAUUUACUGUUGUAGAGGAGAGUGGUCCAGAUCAUAAAAAAACAUUUCUAUUUAAGGUUAAGAUCAACAAUGUCGAGUAUCAACCGGCUUCAGCCAGUCUAAACAAGAAGACGGCCAAAGCUCAGUGUGCCACAGUGUGCUUGCAGGAGAUGGGACUUCUCCCAAGAGACCCCCCAACUUAAAAGUUAGCUGCCAAUAUUGCAACAUCAAGUCGUCAGAAAUGAAAUCAUCAUUUCUCUUCUUCUGAACAUUCUGGGCCUUUCUUCACAGACUGGCAAAUUCUGAAUCAUCCUUGCACCAACGGAUAAUGGAAAACUUGACAAAUGGAUUAUUUUGUUUUCUUUGCCACAGUCAAUAUUUCAAAGCCAAUUGAAUCUAGAACAAAAAGUGAUAUUUGAAUCAUUGACAGUUGUUGUAUUUGUUUUUUAUUAAUGUUAACUUCCAAGUCUGUUUUACAUUUCUAGGCUGUAAGGCAAUGUUUUUUUUUUAAUCAUGCUGGUUGUAAAGCCAGAUUAUGGCAGUAUUUGCAUGGCUGAGAAGUAUAAACCUCAUUGCUAACUGUGAAUGGGGCUUGAGUUCAAAACCCAAUUCAAGCUGAGUUCUGUUAUCUCAGCACCUAAAGAUGGCAUGGAAACAUCUCACUGGUCCACAAAAGAAAUAGGAUCAUAAUGCACUGAGCGUGCUAUAAGCAUGAUUAUUCAUGUGCUAUGCAAAGGGGAUUUUUUACAAAUUAUUUUGAUGUCAUUUGGGUCUAUCUUGGUAGUUUGUUAUUCAGUGGGGUGGGUUUUUUUUAACCAUUCAAUUUAACAUUGUUUUUGAAUCUUGUAUCUAAACCAAAAUUUCAUAAUUUUAACACUGUUGAUUUGUUAUACAUCUGAAUGAAAUAUUUUUUAGAUUUAGAGCUUUUUAAAAUAAUUGUUACAGUGAAAAGUGAUAUGUUUUAAGAUAAAAAGAAACUGCAUUAUGGCAAAGCAGUCCAGAAUUUUACAAAAAAUUAUAUUGUAGCAUUGAACAAACAGUGUGGGCCACUUUCAUUUACUCUAGAUUGUCUGCAGGACUUCAACAAGAGUUCUACAAUCUUAUCUUCUUAAGAUCCCUUGUAUUUCAAUGAAAUAAUUGUUCCAUAGCAAUUUAAAAGGUUAGUUUUAUACUUUGUUUUUCAUGUAAGACUCUAGGACUUACAAUAUGGGUUUAUAACCUGAUAAUACAGAGUCAUUGUAAAUAAUUGUGAAUAUCUAAAAGGUUUUAGAUGAUAUUGUUUGUUACUAUAUUGUUGACAGUUCACAUUUUAAAUCACUUUAAAACUUUUAUGUGACAUUGUUUCUGCAGUUUGAAUACAACUGAAAAUUUCAACUGAAA